Molecule: messenger RNA, 1892 nt
Organism: Glycine soja
Lineage: Eukaryota; Viridiplantae; Streptophyta; Magnoliopsida; Fabales; Fabaceae
Product: pentatricopeptide repeat-containing protein At3g59040-like
Exons: 7
Coding region: 51-1739 (562 amino acids)
Molecular function (GO): protein binding
Source: RefSeq, a predicted model, not a curated record
GUUCUUCUUCUGGUGGUGAGGCUCAUCGAUUGACUCUUGUUGUUCGCUAAAUGUGUAGUCUCAUUUCCAAGUCACACUGUCACCUGCGACAACAACUCCCUCUGCCACCCACUCGCACUGGCAAUGGAAUUGCGAGGGUGAGGAUGAGUGGGAGAAUGGAGGUGGUGUGUCGGGGAAUGUUGAAACCCAGAAAGUUCAUGCAGAGGAGGAGGAAAUUCGAGGUUUUCAAGGAUUCUGCAGAUGAAGCUGACCAGAAGAAUUGGAGGAGAAUCAUGACUGAAAUCGAAGAAUCCGGUUCUGCUGUCUCUGUGCUCUCUGCUGAGAAGAUUAAUAACCAAAAUAUUCCUAAAGACCUCGUUGUUGGUACCUUGAUUAGGUUUAAACAACUCAAAAAGUGGAACCUUGUUGUUGAGAUUCUCGAAUGGCUUCGGACUCAGAACUGGUGGGAUUUUGGUAAGAUGGAUUUCUUCAUGCUUAUCACGGCUUAUGGGAAGCUAGGAGACUUCAAUGGUGCCGAGAAGGUCUUAGGCUUGAUGAAUAAGAAUGGUUAUGCACCAAAUGUGGUGUCUCAGACUGCACUUAUGGAAGCUUAUGGAAAAGGAGGCAGAUAUAAUAAUGCUGAAGCAAUAUUCCGAAGGAUGCAGAAAUGGGGUCCUGAACCUUCUGCUUUCACAUACCAGAUAAUUCUUAAAACAUUUGUUCAGGGUAACAAGUUUAGGGAAGCUGAAGAAUUGUUUGACAACCUACUGAAUGAUGAAAAUUCACCUUUGAAACCAGACCAGAAGAUGUUUAAUAUGAUGAUUUAUAUGCAUAAGAAGGCUGGAAGUUAUGAAAAGGCCCGUAAGACAUUUGCACAGAUGGCUGAACUGGGAAUUCAACAAACUACAGUAACCUAUAAUAGCCUGAUGUCAUUUGAAACAAAUUACAAGGAAGUUUCAAACAUAUAUGAUCAGAUGCAAAGAGCUGAUCUCAGACCUGACGUUGUGAGCUAUGCCUUACUUGUAAGUGCGUAUGGGAAGGCCCGGAGGGAGGAAGAAGCAUUAGCUGUAUUUGAGGAAAUGCUUGAUGCUGGUAUCAGACCAACUCGGAAGGCUUACAAUAUUUUACUUGAUGCAUUUUCUAUAUCGGGAAUGGUAGAGCAAGCUCAGACUGUGUUUAAGAGCAUGAGAAGGGAUAGAUACUUUCCAGAUCUUUGCUCAUACACUACCAUGUUAUCAGCUUAUAUCAAUGCAGAUGACAUGGAGGGUGCUGAGAAGUUUUUCAAAAGAUUGAUACAAGAUGGCUUUGAGCCUAAUGUUGUCACUUAUGGAACCUUGAUUAAAGGGUAUGCUAAGAUAAAUGAUCUUGAGAUGGUAAUGAAAAAGUAUGAAGAAAUGCUCAUGCGGGGAAUCAAGGCCAAUCAGACAAUUUUAACUACUAUCAUGGAUGCAUAUGGAAAAAGUGGAGACUUCGACAGUGCUGUUCAUUGGUUUAAGGAAAUGGAGUCUAAUGGAAUUCCUCCUGAUCAGAAAGCUAAAAAUGUUCUUCUAUCUUUAGCAAAAACAGAUGAAGAAAGGGAAGAGGCUAAUGAGCUCGUAGUGCAUUUCAGUGAAAAUAGCAGUUUACCUAAAGUUAAUGGCAUUGUUAAACUUGUUGACGAAGAUGAAGAAGAAGAUAAUUAUGAAUAUUUUGAUGCCCAGCUCGCAAGGGCUUAUGAACAUUCUACAGAGGUAAAAGUUGACGAAUGUCAAGUCCUUUGAGACCUAGACACUCAAAUUUUGUACACUUGUAGUCAUUGUAUUUUGUGGUAGCAUUAUAUUAUCAAGCAAUUGAAAGUAUUUAACUUAGACAUAAUAUACUCCAAAUAUGGGAGUCAUAUUGGAAAGUAAUCAUGUCCCUUGUGUCUCAUCAUC